Molecule: messenger RNA, 1473 nt
Organism: Fusarium coffeatum
Lineage: Eukaryota; Fungi; Ascomycota; Sordariomycetes; Hypocreales; Nectriaceae
Exons: 3
Coding region: 1-1473 (490 amino acids)
Biological process (GO): signal transduction
Molecular function (GO): protein binding
Source: RefSeq, a predicted model, not a curated record
AUGAUGAGCUUUGAUGGUGGCACAGCCUACGCCGAGUCCGAUGCCGACGACGAAUACGAGCGAAGCAUGGGCUCUCCCAUCACCAACUCUGAGCAUUCUCCCAUAGACUCUGAGCUCUCUACGUCCGCGGAGCAUACUCCUACUACCUACGGCCACCGCAGCAGCGCCGACCGUCUCCCAGAAACCAUCAUCUCUGAAUGGACAGUCGAGGAAUGUGCUGAUUUUAUUGGCACCAUCGGUCUCCAACAGUAUGCCGAUCGUUUUAUAGAAAACGAGAUUGUCGGCGAGGCUCUUGUUGCGCUACAGCAUGAUGAUCUUAAAAGCAUGGGCAUCGCCAGUGUGGGACAUCGUCUUACGAUCCUCAAAAGCGUCUAUGAUGUCAAAAAGGCUCAAGAUGUGCCCAUUGAGAGCGACCAUUACCUGCCCCUAUCUGCCGACGCUGAAGCGCAAUAUGCUACUGCAACUAUCAAGGACAUCAAACAUUUGGUCGAACAGUUUCGCCUCCGCGACGAACGCAUGAGUCUACUCGAACAGGAUCUGCGACGAAUGACGGACGACUUCAGACGAUUGCGAGAAGAUAUGUUGCCAGCCUUGCGCCUUGUCAAGGAUGCGCAGCAACCAUUGCCCAACCUGUCCGGAAACCAGCAAGCGUAUGGAUACGAAACUACCAUAUCGCCCCCCGCACCAACACCACCCCCGGGCUCGAGUCAAUCUGGAGGCUCAGUCAAGCGACAAUACUCAACUCGCAAGAUCCUAAUUGGAGCUACACCUAAGAACGCAUCGCCCACGCAAUCCACGCACGAGAGGUCAAUAGCCGAGACCGCACUAGAUCCUUCCAGCGCAGCAGAACGGGCCGUCCUAUCGUCUUCUCAUCUUGCAGCGAUGAACGGAGGGGGCCAAGGCGCAUCAUCUCCUUCGUAUCCCUCACCCAACAUUCCCUCUCCAACGUCCCCCCAGACCCACAUGCCCGCUACCACCCUCGCCUCUCGAUCCUACCGCAGCGAAGCACCGACGCCCUCCACACGAACCACCUUCAACGACGACGGUCACGCCAAUGCAGCUUAUACUUCCCGCGAAAAGGCACCGCAAGGACCGCCCCGCAGACGAGAAACCCCUGUACCUGAUACACCCAGCCAGAGCAAUGCUUCAGUCGAAAUCUUCAAAUCGUUCCGUGUUAGUAUGGAGGACCCUUGCUACAAGGUUCUACCUGCUGCACUCAAAAAGUACCAGAUCAACGCCCCUUGGGACCAGUAUGCCCUCUACAUUGUGUAUGGAGACCAAGAGCGUUGCUUGGGUCUAGAGGAGAAGCCAUUGAUUCUGUUUAAGCAGCUGGAUAAAGAAGGCAAGAAACCCAUGUUCAUGCUUCGAAAAACGACGACCGCACCAUUAGACGGGGAGCCGGGCAGCGCGGGGCUAGGCAGUACCUCGAGAGGAGCGCCGACAGGUUACGAUCCUCCGGGAGGCAUCAUCUAA